Messenger RNA from Cadophora gregata, 1441 nucleotides. RefSeq lists its product as uncharacterized. The record is from RefSeq and is a predicted model, not a curated record. The transcript is spliced from 2 exons. Gene Ontology annotation, molecular function: protein binding. Lineage: Eukaryota; Fungi; Ascomycota; Leotiomycetes; Helotiales; Ploettnerulaceae. The coding region runs from base 33 to 1358 and encodes 441 amino acids.
GGUUAACAAUAUCUCACUGGGCCACAUGCUUCAUGCGACCACUGCAACUCGAAUAUCAGAUAUUACACUUCCAUUUCAAGCUUAAUAUACCUAGAGCUUUGUUAUCUGCUUCCUGUAUCUCCAAGUUAAGUCGCACAAGACAUUCUCGCGAUCGACGACUUUCCACCAUGGCAGAACCUCCAGUAAAAAAGCAAAAGAUCAGCAAACCUGUCGUGUUUACCACACCCGGCCACCUACCAGACACGCGUCUCGUUGUCUUCGAUCAGGAGUUUCACGUCCAUUCAAUCCUACUUAAACUUCAUUCCGCGUACUUCAGAAUGUUCCUCGACUCCCCAGACAAGGCUCCAAAAGCCACGACUGUUCCUACAAGCGCCACAGCUAGAGAUCCUUCAACCACUGCUGCCACCUCAUUCAUCUCGCUCAAUGGACUGUCUGGAUCCUUCAAAUAUCAUUGGGUCACCAAGAUCGAUGGUGAUGAUUCCUCUGGCUGGUACCUCACCGCUGCUAAACCAAACACAGAUUCUACAUCCACAGCUGCCUUCUCAGGUAAUCUCUUUCGGGAGAUCAAGAUGUUCAAGGCAAUGCUCUGUGCAUUUUACGUCAAUCCAUAUUGUAUCAGCAGCUGUUCCGAGCUGUCUAUCUUGACAAGACUCGCCGACUUUUACUGUGCUUUACCUAUCGUGUCCCGGACUCUUAACAUGGCAUUCCUCUCAAGUCCAGAUCUUAUAAAUGACCUUCCCAACCAUCGAUGCGAAGCUAUUGAGCUAGCUACAAAGCUGAGAAACAAAAUCUUGUUCAGAGAAGCCCUCGUGUGGAUCGUGGGCCCUUGGAGUAUGCCGAUGUACCACACUCUGGAAGAUACGAAAUUGCGGAAGAUUGCCCACAAAGUAUACGCAGACAUUGCUCUCAAAAUAGUCGAUAUCAAUCACAAGCUUCUGGCAGUGAUAUCGCACGAGGUCAAUGUAGUCAAAAUGGAAAUCGAAGAUUCUCCAGUCAAGCGAGCUAUGGAUCAAGCAAUGGAUCAAGCAAUUACACGGACCAAUCGUCGUGGUGAUUUUUACAUGCCUAGAUACUUCAGAGAGUUAGACAAAGCACUGAGAGCUUACAGUAUAUACCCACUUGAAGAAUUGCUUGAAGAUGCCAUGAAUGGCCUUCUCCGCAACAACCUUCUCUUGAAUAAAGGCACUCUGAAAUCGGGAAAAGCCACGCCUGUGAUCCCAGAGGAAGAGAACAAUAUUGACGACGAAGAAAUCCCGGAGGAAGUGAGGCCAGAGACUCGAAGUAUGGAAGAUCAUUUUCUUUGCGCAGAGAUUGAGGACGAGGAUCUUCCAUGGGAUGUCAAUGAGACAGAUUUCUAGACAUGAUCAGUUCAACUUGGGAAAUCUUCGUGCCACUGCUAAGAGCCUUGAAUGAUAGCACAAAAGUAGAGACUUGAUCGAUA